AUGACUCCAAUUGAGAUUGAUACUACUCAAAAUGAUAUGCAAGUUGCUCCUACUGAUGUUGAAUCUAGUAGUGCAGGGGAUUUUAGUCAUUAUAUGCAAUUUACUCCACCUAGAUGUUAUGAAGGUGUUAUGGGUGAGGAAGCUGAUGUGGUUGAGGAAGCUGUUAUGGUUGAGGGAGCUGUUCAAGAUGAGGAGGCUGAGGAGGUUGAUCCUAUUAUCCAAGUUGAUAAUGUAAAUGUUCAGGAGGUUGAUGAGGUUAAUCCUAAUGCCCAAGUUGAUAAUGGUAAUGUUCAGGAGGUUGCUCAUGUUAUCCAAGUUCAGCAAGUUAGUGUUAGGCCAAUUUCAGAGAUUUUGAAGAAGAUAAGGAGAAGAAAGUCAAAGAGAAUAUUGAAACUGAAAUUAGGAAAAACAAUUGGUGGUGUUGUUGAUCUAGGAAAUUCGAAGGGAAAAGCUCUUGUAAUCGAUUAA
Molecule: messenger RNA, 468 nt
Organism: Lactuca saligna
Lineage: Eukaryota; Viridiplantae; Streptophyta; Magnoliopsida; Asterales; Asteraceae
Source: the annotation of a GenBank genome assembly